AUGAAUAACUCAUAUCGUUACUCACGGUUGAACGAAGAAGACGGGUUGUCUCUCCCGGAAUCCUCUUCAAAUGUGGCUCAGGUUCUUCAGAGACAAGAAGUGAGAAAUUUGUCGCACCUAUACAAAUUUCUCAACUUAGGAGCAAUGAAAGAAACAUUAUUUGUUCGCGUAAUUUUCCACUUUUUCGUAGUCCAUUGACCAAAUGCUGGGUAGCUUUGAAGAUGCUAUAAAAUAGGGCUGAUUGUCUCAAAUUCAAAAGUUAUCCAGCUUUGGAGGAACCCAGCAAAAAAUUGAUAACAAAACUAUGAAAAUGUCAAAAAAACGCAGAAGUUAUAUAAAAAAAUAAGCCGCAUAAAAAAAGGUGUCAGUCAAAUCGAAAAUAUGGAAUAAGCUUCUGACGACCGCAAAAUUUUAUCAUGUAAUUCCGAAUUUCAAUAUCAAUCCGUAUACUAUUGAUCAAAAAUCGUAAAACAUUCAAUCAAUGAAAAGUUAAAAUUACAGAAAAUUUUACAAGAUCAAGAUGAAGACCUGGAAUUGGUUGGAAACUCUGUUCGCACUCUCAAAGGCAUGAGUCAUCGAAUCGGAGAAGAACUUGAUACUCAAUCUGUGUACGUGUAAUUUCCACUGUUUUAAAUAUUUUUACUUGAUUCAGAUUGCUAGAUGACUUGGGACACGACAUGGACCGCGUUCAGAAUACGUUGGAUGGAGUCAUGAAGAAAAUGGCGAAGCUUUCACAUUUAGACGAUGGUUUGUUUUUGUUUCAACUAUACCAAAAAACUGUUUUAGUUAUAAUGCAUACACAAAAGUUUAUAGCUGCGUUCAAAUAAGAAGAAUGGAAUUAUCUCUAGUUUUUACUAAGCUCAAGCUCCAAUUUUUUUCGUUUUUUUAACUCAAAAAAAGCUCUUUUUUAUAUUUUUGUUUCGAUUUUUGUAUAGUCCAACUAGGGAUUAUAAGACUUUUUUUCCUCAAACUUAUACUUAUACGCAAUCAAUUUGCUUAAUUUUGAUGUUUAAGCUUUUUUUUAAAUUAAAGUUUUGCAACAGGGUUCUUUUAUUCAUCCAUUUUUGUUAUUUUCACAACUUUUUUCUUUCAGAUGGACGUCAAUGCAAGAUGAUAAUCAUCCUUAGCGUUCUACUAUUUUUCCUUGUAUUUUUGCUAAUUGUCUUGUGA
Molecule: messenger RNA, 1170 nt
Organism: Caenorhabditis auriculariae
Lineage: Eukaryota; Metazoa; Nematoda; Chromadorea; Rhabditida; Rhabditidae
Source: the annotation of a GenBank genome assembly